UCACAAACACGGUGGGCGCUGAGGGGAGUUGUCGAAUCCUAGUAUUUGAGUAAACGGGACGCACAGGAAAAUGGCACCCAGUGUUCGGUCACGGCGCUUCGGGCAUCUGUGUUGGUUGUUGUUUUUCUCUGGAUUACUAGGGACGACAAACGGUCAGGAAGCAUCUGGAUCAGGACCUUGCCCAGAUGGAUACGUUCUGUUCGAAAACGUCUGCUACAGAGCCUACAAGGAAUUCAAGACGUUCGCCCAAGCCGUGCAGUGGUGUGAAGCGGACGGGGGGACGCUUGCCAUGCCUAAGGACAGAUCCGUGGACAUGUUCUUCACCGGUCUCAUCAUUGAUCUGUCUCCAAUGACCGAUGCUUGGAUCGGAUUGAGGAACGAAGGUGGAACGUGGACGUGGAUGGACGAAGCCGGCACCACUGUGAGCGAGUGCGGGUUCUCGGCGUGGGACGAGGCGAACACCGCUCACACUGACGGAAACUGUGGGUACAUCAAGUUCACGUCCUGGUAUAAAUGGGCCGACUCCUCGUGUAACACGCUCAAGUCUGGGCUCAUCUGCCAGAUCGGGCAGCAUGAGUCGAAUUGUGGAUCAACUGAUAGCUGCACGGACCAUCCCGAGGGAGUUACCAGUGGAGACACUUGUUAUUACGUCAAUACCGGAUCAAUGCAAACGUACGUGGGCGCCACGGAUGCAUGUGACGCCGCCGGUGCCUCCGUGGCCAUGCCGAAGAACGCAGGGAUCACUUUCCUCCUCAUGGGCCUCGUCAUCAAGACGAGCCCCUCCCGCUCAAUGGACCACUGGAUCGGUAUUGACGACAUGUCCGAAGAAGGACAGGAAAUUUAUCAAGACGGCCUACUGAUCGAAAGAUGUUCUUACUCCAAUUGGUUGGGUGGUGGUAGUUCCGACAACGAAAUCAACAAAGACUGCGUAGUCCUGAAGGGGUCCGCAUGGAUGGACUGGAGUUACCUCGACUGUACACGUUCGGUAAUGUACAUCUGUCAGCUAGGUCCUGGGGACAACGAAGGCUGUAUUCUACCCACCACGAUCCCCCCAACGACGACGGCGCUACCUACAACCACGGUCCCGACUACUACCGUGGCCGACCCCACCACCCCGGCGGCGGUACCCAGCACCCACCCCCGCCUCGACACAACCACCAGCACCGUCCCGCAGGCCCCGACCACUAGCCAGGAGGACCAGACCACAACCCUGCCGGGCGAUGGACAACAGGGGAAGCAGGAGUCCGGCGUUGACCAGGGCGCGCUGGCAGGAGGUGUGGCCGCCGGUGUGGUGGUCGCAGGCGUCGGCAUUGGCAUCGGAGUGGCUGCCUACAAGUUUAAGUGGCUUGCAAAGGUGUCCCCUAAAUGAUAGCAGUGCUACAUGUUGUAUUACCUCCAUUUCUACUACUGGCUGAGAAUUUACUGCGACCGCUCAGCGACCAAACAUCUAACAAAUCACUCAACAAAUUUCCUAGAUAAAGGACUAAUCUCUUUCACGUUUUCCAUGUCUUGCUGUCUUUUGAAAUAUAUGAUUUUUGAUCCAGCAUCAUUUCCGAUCAUGAAAUUGAGGGUCACACAAAUCAAAUGUUGGUCUCUCUAUGGUCGCUCGGUAAUCGCCGUCUAAUUGAAAGGGGUCAUAAAGCUUGGCUUUUCCACUGCAAGUAGAGAAUAAGUCACAAAGUAAUGCCUUAGGGUCACAGUUCCGAACCAGAGUCCACGAUCGGGCAGCUUUCGGGAACAAAGUAUAUAAUAUAAAAGACACCAAAAUACACAAAACGUAAAAGGAAAGUUGUAUGUAUGAUUUUCGUUUAUUUCUAGGUAUACAAUUUUAAUUUUUCGUUUCCGAAAACAGCCUGACCGGGCCCGGUUUGUAAAUGUA
Branchiostoma floridae (Florida lancelet) is the source of this 1879-nucleotide messenger RNA. RefSeq names its product macrophage mannose receptor 1-like. NCBI's taxonomy places the organism in Eukaryota, Metazoa, Chordata, Leptocardii, Amphioxiformes, Branchiostomatidae. The transcript has 9 exons. The record is from RefSeq and is a predicted model, not a curated record. The coding region runs from base 71 to 1369 and encodes 432 amino acids.